Messenger RNA from Phlebotomus argentipes, 819 nucleotides. RefSeq names its product farnesol dehydrogenase-like. The coding region runs from base 3 to 758 and encodes 251 amino acids. The transcript has a single exon. The record is from RefSeq and is a predicted model, not a curated record. NCBI's taxonomy places the organism in Eukaryota, Metazoa, Arthropoda, Insecta, Diptera, Psychodidae.
ACAUGGAGCAGUGGAAGAAUCGAGUGGCUGUUGUGACGGGCGCUUCUGCAGGAAUCGGGGCCGCAAUCGUCAAGGAUCUGGUCAAGGCUGGAAUGAUCACAGUUGGAUUGGCGAGAAGAGUGGAAAGAAUCGAGGCUUUAAAGAAGGAUCUUCCGGCUCAUCUUCAGGGAAAUCUUCACGCUGUGAAGUGUGACAUUACCAAAGAAGACGAAAUUGUAAGGGUUUUUGAUCGGAUCGACAAGGAAUACAAUGGAAUUGAUGUACUCAUUAAUAAUGCUGGUGUUAUUCGUGAAACUGAGUUGAUCAGAAGUGACAAUUCAACUCCACUUAGAGAAAUUAUUGACACAAACGUCUUCGGUCUGGUUUUUUGCACCCGUGAAGCUUAUAAAUCUAUGGAAAAGCAUGGAAGGAAUUCUCAUGUCGUUCACAUUAAUAGUGUCGUAGGACACAAUGUUAUCUGUAAUUUGCAGAUUCCUUCUUAUAAUAUAUAUCCUCCGAGCAAAUUCGCUGUGACCGCGAUCACGGAAAUCCAUCGCCAGGAAUUCAUCAGAAGCAAGCAUCACAUCAAAGUGUCUUCAGUGAGUCCAGGAGCUGUGAAAACUGAAAUGGUUUCCGAUGAGUUUUUUAAAGAGAGAUUCGGGGAUAUACCUUUUCUUCAAGCUGAAGACGUUUCACAAAGUGUUCUUUACGUCUUGGGAACUCCUCCUCAUGUGCAGAUUCAUGAACUCAUCGUCAAACCAUUUGGAGAAUCUUUUUGAUUUCCCAACAAUAAAUGAAUGACUUGCUGUUGAUUCUUUUAUUUAUAUGACCCUACACGAU